AUGCCGGGAAGAGCAUUAGAAACAGGACUGGAUAUGAUACCAGUUGCCGGUAAAGCUCUUAAAAAAGGAGUAAAAAUGGCAAAAAGAGCGGGGGGAGGAAUUGGUUUUCCUGAUUUAUCAAAUGAUAUCGGAGACUUAAAGAAUGGUUUAGCCGGAGCAAAGGCUCAAAUCGAAAGUCAAGGCAAAGCUCUCCAAGGUCAGAUUGAAGGAGUAAAAUCCGAAUUAGAAGGAGCCUUAAAACAACAAGGGGAAAAGUUCGACCAAGAAAUCAAAGCCCAAGACGCGAAAAUCGCGGCUCUGUCUGGCGAACAAAAACGCCAAGCCGAAGAGACUAAAAAAGCCCUACAAAAACAGAAACAACAAUUAGAAAAAGCUUUACAAGAAGUCACGGAAAACUUAACUCGGGCUCAAAAUGAGUUAAGGCAAGAAUUAGAAGACUUCAAAAACGAAGUUAAUGAAAGAUUUGAGAAGCAGGAAAAGAAAAUCUUAGAAAACAAACGCAAAAUAGAAGAAGAAAAACGCCAAAGGGAAGCCGAAAUAAGAGAAGUCAAAGACAAAAUAAAUGUUGCCAACACUAAAAUCAAUAAUCUCCAACAAGAAAAGGACGAAUUACAAGACCAUUUCAAUCGUUAUCAAUUUCAAACUAACCAAAAAUUAUCUGAAACCCAAGCCGAACUAGAAAACACCCAAGCCGAAUUCCAAUCUAAAAUAAAACUCCAAGAGGCUAAAUAUCAAAAUGACCUCCAAGAAAGCCAAGAAAACUUUGAAACUCAAACUAAAAUUUUUGAUGCUAAAAUCAAAGAUACUAGGGAAGCCCUGGAAGAACAUGAAGAAGAAUUAUCCAGCAUUAAAUACGAACAAAAGAAAUCAGCCUUAGAAAGAGAACAAAUAUUCGAUGAGUUAUCCGAAACUAACGAUAUUCUUCACUUCCAAAAACAUAAACUAGAUUUCGUGGCUAACCAAAUGGAGGAAAUUCAUGAGGAGGUUCACACUCGGAUGGAUAAACUUUCGCAAAAACUAGACACUCGUAUUAAUGAAACUCUUAACAUUGCCAAGGACACCAACAAAAAAGUCGAUAAACUUAGUGAAGAAGUUCAAAAUCUCCGGCAAACUACCGAACAACUUCAAGAACAAAUUAAAAAAAAUAAAGAAGAGACCGAACAAGCCAAAAAAGAAGCCCAAUGA
Racocetra fulgida is the source of this 1185-nucleotide messenger RNA. NCBI's taxonomy places the organism in Eukaryota, Fungi, Glomeromycota, Glomeromycetes, Diversisporales, Gigasporaceae. The record is from the annotation of a GenBank genome assembly.